Adineta ricciae is the source of this 2307-nucleotide messenger RNA. NCBI's taxonomy places the organism in Eukaryota, Metazoa, Rotifera, Eurotatoria, Adinetida, Adinetidae. The record is from the annotation of a GenBank genome assembly.
AUGGAUAUUGAAUUUCCUUCGACAUAUGAUGACUACGAAAAUGCCUUUUCAUUUUCGCAACACAACUCGUUAGUAACUGUUGUUUGUUUCCUCAUAGUAUGCGAGAAUAUCUAUUUCAAUCCACCUGCUUAUCCAGCUGGAUAUCUACCAAGCCCAAUGGCAGUCAUUGAUUUGAAUAAUGACAGCAAACCAGAUAUAAUUACAGUAAGCUUCAUGAUGGAAGCUGUUAGUGUUCUUCUCAAUACGGGCAAUGGUCGCUUUUUCCCACCAAUGAAUUUUUCAACUGGAUAUGGCCCACAGACACUAAUAGUAGUCGAUAUAAAUAAUGAUAACAAGCCUGAUCUAGUUCUAACUGGUUACUUUAACACUAUUCUUAUUGUUCUUCUGAAUACAGACAAUGGUACAUUUUCUUCUCCAAUUAUUAUCAAAAUUGGGUCUGGUCAACGCUCAGUGGCAGUGGUGGAUGUUAAUAAUGAUAACAAGCCUGAUAUAGUUACGGCAAAUGGGGAUAGAAGUACUGUUAGUGUUCUUCUAAAUACAGACAAUGGUACAUUUUCUCCUCCAAUUAUUAUCAAUACUGGAGGUGAUUCCAACUCGAUGGUUGUAGUCGAUGUUAAUAAUGAUAACAAGCGUGAUAUAGUUACGGCAAGUGGGAAUACAGAUACUGUUAGUGUUCUUCUAAAUACAGACAAUGGCACAUUUUCUUCUCCAAUUAUUAUCAAUACUGGAGGUGAUUCCUACUCGAUGGUUGUAGUCGAUGUUAAUAGUGAUAACAAGUCUGAUAUAGUUACGGCAAAUAGGAAUACAAAUACCGUUAGUGUUCUUCUAAAUACAGACAAUGGUACAUUUUCUCUUCCAAUUAUUGUGAAAGCUGGAGGUAAUCCAUUUUCAGUAGCAGCUAUCGAUGUUAAUAAUGAUAACAAGCCUGAUCUGGUUACGGAAAAUAUUGAUGGAAAAACUGUUAGUAUUCUUCUAAAUACAGACAAUGGUACAUUUUCUUCUCCGAUUAUUGUCGCAACAGACAGUAUACGAGGAUCAUUGACAGUUGCCGAUGUUAAUAAUGACAACAAGCUUGAUAUCAUUACAAAGGCCAGCUAUCCAAAUUCUGUUAGUAUUUUUCUCAACGCAGGUAAUGGUACAUUUUCUUCUAAAACAAGUUUCCCAGCUCCCUCCCCAUCUACUUCAAUCGCGGUCAUCGACGUCAACAGUGAUCAUAAGCCUGAUAUAGUUACAAUAAAUACCUAUAAAAAUACUGUUAGUGUUCUUCAAAAUACAGGGAGCGGUACAUUUUCCUCUCAAAUAGCUGUCCAGAUUGGUCGUAUAUCUUACGCAGUAGCAGUUGGUGACGUCGAUAAUAAUAAUAAGCCUGAUAUAGUUACAGCAAACCGUGAAGAAAAUACUGUUACUGUCCUCUUCGUCGCAGACGAUGGUUCAUUUUAUUCUCAAAGAUCUUUUACAACCGAGACUAACCCAGUAUCAGUAAUGGUCGUUGAUGUCAACAAUGACAGUAAACCAGAUAUAAUCACUGCAAACGGUGGGGAAAACAGCGUUAGUGUUCUUCUGAAUAUAGGCAAUGGCACAUUUUCCUCUCAGAUAGCUUUUGCAACUGAGCCUGAUCCUACCGAAGUAGCAGUCGCUGAUGUAAAUGGUGACAAUAGACCUGAUAUUGUGACUGCACAUUUUUACGGAAACAGCGUUAGCGUUCUUCUCAAUAAAGGCAAUGGUACAUUUUCUUCUCAAGUUGCUUUUGCAGUCCAGACAAGGCCGAUGGCAGUGGCAGUUGUUGAUGUAAAUGGCGACAAUAAACCUGAUAUAGUUACGGCACAUGUCAGUGAGAGUAUUGUGUGCGUUUUUCUGAAUAUAGGCAAUGGCACAUUUUCCUCUCAGAUAGCAUUCGCAACUGGGUCUGCUCCUACCGCACUAGCAGUCGCUGAUGUAAACGGUGACAAUAUACCUGAUAUUGUGACUGCAAAUUAUUAUGGAAAUAGUGUUAGCGUUCUUCUCAACACAGGCAAUGGUACAUUUUCUUCUCAAGUUGCUUUUGCUGUUCAAGAAUCGCCGAUGGCAGUGGUAGUUGUUGAUCUAAAUGGCGACAGUAAACCUGAUAUAGUUACGGCACAUAAGGAUGAAAAUACUGUUUGCGUUCUUCUCGGCGCAGGUGAUGGUACAUUCUCUUAUAGAAUGUUGUUUGCAGCGAGUAAUAAUCCACGAUCAUUAGCAGUCGUUGAUAUCAACAAUGAUCAUAAGCCGGAUAUAGUCAUGGCAAGUACUGAUACAAAAAGUGUUGGUGUUCUCUUUCAUUGUUGA